Molecule: messenger RNA, 1530 nt
Organism: Malania oleifera
Lineage: Eukaryota; Viridiplantae; Streptophyta; Magnoliopsida; Santalales; Ximeniaceae
Product: glyceraldehyde-3-phosphate dehydrogenase, cytosolic
Exons: 12
Coding region: 243-1256 (337 amino acids)
Biological process (GO): glucose metabolic process
Molecular function (GO): NADP binding; NAD binding; oxidoreductase activity, acting on the aldehyde or oxo group of donors, NAD or NADP as acceptor
Source: RefSeq, a predicted model, not a curated record
UAUAUCAUCUCUCCUACGUGUCGAAUCCGACUAUCGGCCGUCACAGCCGCACCGCUCUUACCGUGCACCGCACUACACGGCGUCGUCUCUUCGGCAUAUCCACCGGUUAUUCCGGUAUCCCUUCUCCCUCUCCCUCUCCCUCACCAUAUAGCAAACCCUACCUCUCAUUUCUUCUCUCGACCUAGCUACUACUUUUCUCUCUCAGCACCGGGCAACUUUCUCCACCAACUCUCUCGAGAAUCAUGGGCAAGGUUAAGAUCGGAAUCAACGGAUUUGGUAGGAUUGGAAGGUUGGUGGCAAGAGUUGCUCUGCAGAGAGAUGAUGUGGAGCUCGUUGCUGUCAACGAUCCGUUCAUUGCCCCGGAAUACAUGACAUACAUGUUCAAGUACGACACUGUUCAUGGAUACUGGAAACACCACGAAGUGAAAGUGAAGGACCCUAAGACCCUUCUCUUUGGUGACAAGCCCGUCACUGUCUUCGGCAUCAGAAACCCGGAGGAGAUCCCUUGGGGUGAGACCGGAGCUGAUUACGUUGUGGAGUCCACUGGUGUGUUCACUGACAAGGAAAAAGCAGCUGCCCAUUUGAAGGGUGGUGCCAAGAAGGUCAUCAUCUCAGCCCCAAGCAAGGACGCACCUAUGUUUGUUGUGGGUGUCAAUGAGAAGGAGUACAAGUCAGACGAGACUAUUGUUUCUAACGCUAGCUGCACCACCAACUGUCUUGCUCCCCUGGCAAAGGUUAUCAAUGACAGGUUUGGCAUUGUUGAAGGUCUCAUGACCACUGUUCACUCUAUCACUGCAACACAGAAGACUGUGGACGGCCCAUCAGCCAAGGAUUGGAGAGGUGGAAGGGCUGCAUCAUUCAACAUCAUCCCCAGCAGUACUGGAGCUGCUAAGGCGGUUGGAAAAGUGUUGCCUGCAUUGAAUGGGAAGUUGACUGGAAUGGCUUUCCGUGUUCCAACUGUUGAUGUCUCUGUGGUUGAUCUCACUGUGAGGCUGGAGAAGGCUGCUAGCUAUGAUGAAAUUAAAGCUGCUAUUAAGGAGGAAUCUGAGGGAAAACUUAAGGGGAUCUUGGGUUACACUGAAGAUGAUGUUGUUUCCUCGGAUUUUGUUGGUGACAGCAGGUCGAGCAUCUUUGAUGCUAAGGCAGGAAUUGCUUUGAACAAAAAUUUCGUGAAGCUCGUGUCGUGGUAUGACAACGAGUGGGGCUACAGCUCCCGUGUGGUUGACUUGAUUGUCCACAUGUCCAAGACCAAGUAAAGCUAAAGGCUUAAAAAAAUGGCUGCGGAUGACUAUGCCAAAUGUUGGAUGUGCUCUGCAUUUGGAUGCGGUGUUGUCUUUCACUAUAUUAUGGGGUAGAGGAAGUGAGUGGGAAUAAAAAAUGGUGGUGUUGACGCCAUUUUAUGUGUUUUAGCAAGGGGAUUUGUGUUUUCUUCUACUUUUUUGUUUGGUACAAUGAUGUGGGGAGGAGCCUGUCUUAACCCCCCGUGUUUUUUGGUUUUCAUGGAAAUAUAGUUGGGAUACUUGCCGACCA